Messenger RNA from Fimicolochytrium jonesii, 723 nucleotides. Its product is annotated as reactive mitochondrial oxygen species modulator 1-domain-containing protein. Gene Ontology annotation, biological process: protein import into mitochondrial matrix; protein insertion into mitochondrial inner membrane. Lineage: Eukaryota; Fungi; Chytridiomycota; Chytridiomycetes; Spizellomycetales; Powellomycetaceae. Gene Ontology annotation, cellular component: TIM23 mitochondrial import inner membrane translocase complex. The coding region runs from base 63 to 416 and encodes 117 amino acids. The record is from RefSeq and is a predicted model, not a curated record. The transcript has 7 exons.
GAUCGCUCUUCUCCUGCACUCGCACACACCGGGGCACGCAGACUCAGACAAAGGGACUCAAAAUGCAGCGCGCAGAAGGUCCUACAUGGUUUGACAAGUGGAAGAUGGGGUUCAUUAUGGGUGGCUCCGCGGGGAUGUGUGUCGGUUUUCUCUACGGAACGAUGACGGUUCUAAGAGUCGGACCUGAUCCGGGCAGGGGAUACAUGUCGACAGUAGGCAAAUACAUGCUCCAGCACGGCGCCAUGCUCGGAUUCUUCCUCUCCAUCGGGGCGUUUCUGAGAAAUGAGGAACGGAAAGCCCUGGAGUACCCCUACCCCACCUCCUACACACCCUGGGGCAUCCGCCAGUCCCGAUUGCCGAUUGUUAUUGAGAGGCAGCCGGUGUUGACAUUCAGACGGGAGGCAGGCCUCGCCUGAGAGGGUGUGGUGGUGACUGUUAGGUGAUGGGCGUAGAGGAGUGCGUAGAUGAGAGGAAUAGGCGUAACGAGGGGCGUCAGAUGUUGAGUGCUGCAUUGUGUGCGGGGUUGUCAGGAUCCGGCCUUAGACUGCUAGUUUUCCUGUUUCACGAAUAGAUGUGGGGUUAUGUUUUCAUUAGUCGACAAGGUAGCAUUGCGACUGUCGACGAGGCAUUGCUUGCCGAAAAAUGCCGGUCAUGAACGCGAGUCCUACCAGAGCCGAGUGUCCUCACACACGACAUCAACCCAACCCUCCAGUGCGCAUGUGG